Messenger RNA from Hydra vulgaris (swiftwater hydra), 1672 nucleotides. Its product is annotated as iron-sulfur cluster co-chaperone protein HscB. Gene Ontology annotation, biological process: [2Fe-2S] cluster assembly; protein complex oligomerization. Gene Ontology annotation, cellular component: mitochondrion. The record is from RefSeq and is a predicted model, not a curated record. NCBI's taxonomy places the organism in Eukaryota, Metazoa, Cnidaria, Hydrozoa, Anthoathecata, Hydridae. Gene Ontology annotation, molecular function: ATPase activator activity; protein-folding chaperone binding.
UUUAAAAUUUACUUCUGUGUUUUCAUAGGUAAAAAAUAAAGUUAAUAUGCAACAAACAAAACUCUCUGUUAUUAUGAACACGUUAAAAAGUUCUAAUUUUCCGCGUUUGUGGUUUAUCUCGCCGCUGAUACGUUAUUCUCACCAUGCAGUGAAAAAUAGUUUACUUGCAAAGCGCGAUCAUAGCACAUAUGGCUGUACAAAUAGUUGCUGGAAUUGUGAGUUCAAACACGACUGCAAGCUGUUUUGUCCAUCUUGUGAGAUUAUACAAUGUGGAGAAUGUGCUUCAAAGAGUUUAAACUUUUUUGAACUUCUUCAACUCCGCCAAACCUUUGAUAUUUCUGUAUCUAGUUUAAAAGAAUAUUAUAUAAAACUGCAAACGCGUCUUCAUCCUGAUAAAUUUGUAAAAAAAUCUUCAAGAGAACAAAGUUAUUCUACUGUUCAUUCGGCUGUUAUUAACGAGGCUCAUAAGGUUUUAUCCGAUCCUCUUAAACGAGGUUUGUAUUUACUUGAGUUAAAUGGUUACGUGGUAGAUGAGCGAUCUGUAAAUGAUAAUGAUUUUAUAUCUUCGAUAUUCGCUCUCAAUUUCCAAGUAGAAGAGUGUGAAGAUGUUGAUGAGCUUAAGAUUAUGCUUUCAAACAUUGAUGCCGAUAUUAAACAUGAUAUCGAAGAUACAAAUAUUGCUUUCACUAAUAACGACUUUGAAAGCGCUAAGAGAGAGCUUAUUAAAAUGAGGUAUAGAAGAAAUUUAAAGCAGUUGAUUGAAGAUAAAAUAAUGAAAUUGACUUGAUUAUGGUUUGAAUCAAUCCCUGUUUCAACUUAUUGAUUUAUAAGGAUUCCAACAGUUACUGUGUGUUACAAUUUACUAUAGAAGAUAAAAAAAUGGAGUUGACUGUGUUAAAACUUAUUUGAAUGUUAUCUGCUUCACAGUAUUUUAUCUAAUGUUAGAAAUAUGAUUUAAGUUAAAAUGUGUGCAAGCGUUUUGUUUCCUUUCAAUUGAAACAUUUUCUUAUGCACGAAAAACAUGAGAAAACACUAGAGUUGGUGUUUAAGCCAGCAAAUGUCUCUAAGCCAAGCAAAUGUCUCUAAUGAAUAUUGACAUUUGUAAUCAUCCGAUUAACUUUAAUAAAUUGCUGUUGUCAUUCAAAAAUGAGUAUGAAAGUGAUCUCUAUGGAUAUAAUAGUUCCUGACGCGUAAAUAUAGAACAGUUUUUAUGCUAUCAUUUUUCAAAUUUUUACAAUUCAGUAAUGAUAACCUACUAGAUAUGAUUAAUUUUUGUUUACAAUAAGAAAAACCUUUUAUCACUAGGAGAAAAUUUUGAGAUGUUAAUAUGGGUGCUUUUCCAUUGAUACAAUACAAUUAAGAUAAAAAUGCAAAAGAUUCAACUCCUUAAAUUGCAUGGAGGAUCUAGAAACAAUAGUCAAUGAUAUAUGAAAUAUUAAUAAACCAAUAAUAUAUGAAAUGUUAAGCUAUUUUGAAAAUGGAUUAAUGUGACAAUGUAUAAAAAACUUUAGCACAGUUUGCAAGAUGAGACGUUACAUUUUAAAGUUUUGGAUUUCAAAGAUGCUGAAAGUGCUCAGCUUGUAAAAACAUGUUGUUUCGCUUUAAAAUAUGCUUGACGUGAAAUGCGUCUAAUAUAUGCAUCCUUAGAUAUCUGCAUAAAUAUCUUUUUGCA